UGUGCACCACCAGAGGUAUGAGGCGAGGGAUCAUGUACCAACAAGAUCUGGACUUUUUACCGGAAUAUUCACCACCUCACCCCAUUCGUGCUCUUCCUUGAAAAACGUUUCGCAACAUUUCUUCUGUCGUUAUCUUUCUGUGUUUCGUGCUGUCUUUGGUCCUUGAGCUGCAAAUCUGCUUUAAUUUCUGAGAAGCUUAAUGUUCACUGUUUGUUUUCCAGACGACUGCCGAGCACACGACGCUCCACAAACAGGAGCAGAUGCCGUGUGGACUCUUUCCAUAAAGGCGUCGUGCAUACCAAUAUCACCAGUAGUAUUAAGGCACUGUAGAAUGAAAUGUGUGGGAUGAACAGCUGUAAACUGCUUUCUUGUGGUCACCGGGUUUCCCCCUCACAUGACCUUUCUUAGUCAACAUAUAAAAUUCUGUGUUUUUCUCUGGCACACUCUUCACAUGUAAGAGGACGCCCGGCCAACAGACACGGUGUGAACCAGUCGGUGAACUGGAUUCAACAGAUCUGCAGCUGAAGUAAGGUUGGGUCGCUUUCAGAAGUCGAACACAAACUCACAGACAUUUCUGAUGGCGUCUAAUAUCACCUCCGCCGUGGUCACCUCCCAGCCGUCCUCCUCCCUGCCCAUCAGCGUCUCAGCCCAGGUCGGCAUCGCCAUCCUGACUCUGGCCUUUGUGCUGGGCUUCCCCGGGAACCUGUUUGUGGUCUGGUCCGUGGUCUGCCAGGUGAAGAAGCGCUCAGUGACCUGCUUGUUGGUGCUGAACCUGGCUCUGGCGGACGCGUCCGUGCUGCUCAGCGCGCCUCUUUUCCUGCGGUACCUGGCUGGAGGCCGGGGCUGGGAGUUUGGCUCAGCGGCAUGUAAGCUGGUGCACUACGUGUCGAGUGUCAACAUGUACGUGUCCAUUUACCUGAUCUGCCUGAUGAGCGUGGACCGCUGGCUGGCUGUCACCAAGCCUUUUCUGUCCCAGAGAAUGAGAACCAAGCGCUCCCUGCUGGUUCUCCUGUUGGGGGUCUGGGUGAUUGCGUUCGUCCUGUCCCUGCCGAUGCCUUUCUAUCGCAGUAAUCUGAAUUUCCCACUACAAAACAACAAAACUAUCAACCUUUGUAGACCGUACCACUGGAAAAGUGUGGGGCACCAAGUGUUCCAGUACACGUUUGAGACCGUCAUGGGCUGCCUGGUGCCUUUCUCCCUCAUCAACACCUGCUAUGCCACCGUCAUCUGCCGCCUGCGCAGCGCCAUGUUCAACCGCAGAGGACGAGGCAACCGCCUCAUCCUGAUGAUCGUUUGUGCCUUCGCAGCGUUCUGGCUUCCGUAUCACAUCGUCAACAUCAUAGAGGUGGUUGGCCUGUUGCAGGGCAGUAAAUCAGUGCUCGCUGCUGCUCACAGAGCUCGCCCAAACGUCACCGCCUUUGCCUACUUCAGCAGCGCCGUCAACCCCAUCCUCUACGUCUUCGCCGGCAGCUCCCACAUCCGCCAGGCCGGCCUGAGCUUCAUGGGCAAGCUGUUCGACGACACCAACUCAGAGAGCAGGACCGGGUCGACCUUCAGCCGCAGCCGCUCCCGGGACGAGACCACCGUCCUGCACGUGCUGUCGGUCAAACUGGGGAACACUUUCAAGAGCAAGAGCAAGGAGAGGAGCAGCAGCGUGGCGGCAAAAGAGACGCUCGCCAGUGUGGAGCAGCUGGAGUAGAGCUGCAGCCAUUUUCUUUUUGGACUAUGUUUUUUAAAUUUGUUAAUUACACCCAACCUGUGUUGAGUCAUCGAUUUUGUAUUUUUGAGCUUUUUUUACGUCCCUAAGUUAUAAAGUUAUGAAACAUUAGACUGAAAACUGUUUUGUGUCCCUGUAGGAAAUCUGAAUCCUACUAAUAAGCACUGAAUCAGUAUCAAUUAUUUCUGUCGUGAUCAUGGACAUUUUUUAUUAAUUAAGUUGGAUCCAUGUCCCAUUUGCUAACAUGGAGGAGGUGGGGUUCACGACCUUUACCGCAGCCAGCCACCGGGGGCGAUGAAGAGGAUUUGGCUUCACUUUAAGGGGCUGUCAUGUCGUCCAUUUUAUUUUUAUAACUUUACAGAAUAUGUGCUUCGUAUAGCAAUGAUUUUAUCGACAUUAUAAUUUGAAAUGUAAAUCUAAAAAUUAUUUGAAGUGGGUUUUAUCUCAAUUAUUUUGUAAUUUUGUGUAAUAUGUUUGUGCAGCCACUUGACGUUCAAAAGAAACGAUAAAGUUUGUCAAAUUAAUAAAAUGUUCACAUAGUUACUUGGA
Molecule: messenger RNA, 2266 nt
Organism: Hippoglossus stenolepis (Pacific halibut)
Lineage: Eukaryota; Metazoa; Chordata; Actinopteri; Pleuronectiformes; Pleuronectidae
Gene: ltb4r
Product: leukotriene B4 receptor
Exons: 4
Coding region: 578-1699 (373 amino acids)
Biological process (GO): complement receptor mediated signaling pathway; positive regulation of cytosolic calcium ion concentration; phospholipase C-activating G protein-coupled receptor signaling pathway
Cellular component (GO): plasma membrane
Molecular function (GO): complement receptor activity; leukotriene receptor activity
Source: RefSeq, a predicted model, not a curated record